Messenger RNA from Microcebus murinus (gray mouse lemur), 1131 nucleotides. Its product is annotated as transmembrane epididymal protein 1-like. Lineage: Eukaryota; Metazoa; Chordata; Mammalia; Primates; Cheirogaleidae. The record is from RefSeq and is a predicted model, not a curated record.
GUGGUCUUCAAGGCCAUGAUAGUUAAAGACUCUCUCGUGUAUCCUUCAUGCCUUCCCCAAAAUAAGACAAGAUUGGCCAGGCUGUGGAAAGUAUCCUAUGAAGGCUGGUUGAAGAUAGUGACUGGCUCCAUCUUAACGGCUUAUGUGAUCAUUUGUCUUGAUGAUGGGAUGGUGCUGAUGAGCAAGCAGGUGCCACCAAGGUUUAUGUACCCCAAAGAGUGGCAGCACCUCACCAUGUUCAUCCUCCUCAUCCUCAAUGGCUGUGUAGAUGUCAUGAACAAGAACUUGCUACCUCAGAGGAAUGUGGUCCUGGAAAAAGGAACCCUGGUCCUGAGCUUCUAUGAGCUCCUGCUGCUGAUGGUGUCACAUAUUCACGGUUCAUCAGGGGUGGAGCUGCAAGUCCACUCUCUGCUCAUCUUGGUGGUGUUCCUGCUGAUGCUGGUGCUGACCGCACAGCUGUGGGCUCCCGACAUGUUUCACCUUUGGGUGAUGGAGACCUUUCUGUUUCUGAUGAUGGGCUCCUGGUUGAUGCAAGUGGGCUUUAUUCUAUACAGACCCAUCUCCGGCUACCCAUGGCAGGACAAUAACAUCAAUGACAUCAUGUUUGUCACCACCUUCUUCUGCUGGCAUUUGAUUAUGGAUGCCUUUUGCCUGUUGGGAAUCUAUGGCUUCUCUUCCUGUUGGCAUCAUUGUUACAGUCCCAACUUGAAUCUGACGACAUCCAAAGGAGCUCCACAGCACACAAGCACUUCAGGACCCCUCUACAAGUUGCUACAGGAAGUGGAGCAGUCAGAGAACGAUGACCAGGCUCUCCUUUCAACGAGCUCCACCUGAGACAGGGCCUACAAUGCCCGCACAUAGUGCACCCCAUCUUCCCCUGUGGGUUCUCUCAGCCAUGUGCAUGGCACCCUUUUUGGUCCCCAGUGAAGGUAAUGGCCCUGCAGGACAGCAGAUGGUCCCAAGUGUUGUUCCUGUCACUAAGUCUCUAGUUGCUGCAGAGGGAGAGUAGAACCUAAGAAAAUGACAUGGGUGAGAUUAUGCGGAUGAUAGGAAGUGGGAGAGCAGGAAGAGGCCCAAGGGAGUAGGUAUGUGUACAAAAAUAGCCCUGGUGGGAGAGAACAAUAGAAGGGA